Aspergillus uvarum CBS 121591 is the source of this 1602-nucleotide messenger RNA. RefSeq lists its product as uncharacterized. Lineage: Eukaryota; Fungi; Ascomycota; Eurotiomycetes; Eurotiales; Aspergillaceae. The transcript has a single exon. The record is from RefSeq and is a predicted model, not a curated record. Bases 1 to 1602 code for a protein of 533 amino acids.
AUGGCGCGCUACUCCCAUCUGGAAUUCGCGGACUCUAUUCCUAGUGAGGAGAGUUACAUUUUCGACGCCAUCAGGGCUUACUCCAGCUCGGAUGAGGUGUCGCAACGACAGGGCUCAGCUAGACAAAUACAUCGAGAUCUAGAUAGCAGGCUAGUAGCCCACACAGCGACCUUCCCUCCUCCAACGGCGCAGGAGACGGGGCGUCCACGUCAACCGCAACAACCGCAACAACAAGCAUGCCGACAACCUCGAUAUCUCAGGGGAAAGGAAGCUUCGUCUCCGGGCUGGCAUCCUUACACUGCCAACAACAGUCGCGUUGUGUCCGUCAACGAAGGCCGAGCCAUAGUCGCAGCGCCCCUGGACGAGUCGCUGAGACCGAACCUCUUCGACGUCCUGCACCUUCCCAAACCCACCACCAGCCUCAAUGAAACGGACGAGGCUUCCAAGUCAUCCUACUGGCUUGAGCAGGACUGUCCCGCCAAUCCUGUAUAUCCUGCGUUUCCACCGCCCCUAAGGUCCCCCACUCCGCCUGGCCUCCCGACUUUCGGCACCCCCGAAGCUGUGAACUACUCUUCUCAGUUCCAGGUUCGCUCGGCCACAGGGGGUGAUUAUCAGAAUCCGCAGGCAGCGAGUGGCUCGUCGAGUAGGUUCUAUGGUGGUGGUGCCUCUGGGCGCACGAGAACGGCGUCGUAUGGCGACAAGAUCCGAAGGAUGUUCAGCUUCACCUCUUCCACUCCUCCGCAGCCGCAACGGCAAGUACCGACUGUGGCACGAGCGGAGGACGGCACGGCGGUGCAGGGCCGUUUCCCUUACCGGCAGAGCGGGCAUGGUGUCGGUGUAGUCAGGCGAAUGGAGGAUCAUACUUUCCACCAGAGGGCGCUUUCGCCUGCUAUGGAAGAGAACACCCACGACCUCAGUAGCCCCACUCAAGACAGGAAACCUAAGAGAGAGCAGAGCAAUAGUCCCCAGCGAGAAGUUCCCUGGCGCAUGACCCCGGCAUAUGUAGGCCCAGUUGCAAGUCAUCACUCGGCCCGCGGUCGCUUCUCUUCAGUGUCUCGCCCGCCUGCCCAUGACAGCCUGCAAAGGCCUGGCUCGGCGAAUACCGGCUAUACAACGAGCAGGGUGGAAUCGUUCUAUACAUGCGCAUCUCAAUUACUCAAGCCUGCGCCGUCGAGACAGCAUAUGAGCACUGUGGAUGAUCAGGCGUGCGAGAUAGCGCCACAAGAGCCGGUUGCAUGCUCGCUUUUCCCUACAGAAUCACCCACAACGUCCGCCCCACCAGAUCACUGCGCUCUAGCCUACAAUCCGUCUGGCUCGUGGCUGAAGCUGCUAUCAACAGGUAAUUUCUGUCUCUCCUGUUGCUUGGGCGUCGGACAUGAUCCAGAAUCUGCCGUCUACUCCAAUACAUCUUCGCGUGAGACAUAUGAGACUGCCCGGAGCCAUACUUCGAAUGAAAUUGCCGUGGAGCCAAAUCGAGAGGACGAGGCAGCUGAAGCACCAAAUCCACCGCCGCGUCCAAGACAAUGGUUCUCGGAAGCAUGGAAGUCCGUUCACGAAUAUGCCUUGCGGAAUGUCGGUACCAUCGGCCGGCUUCUGGAUUGA